AUGGCUAACAUCGGUGUCCAGACCGCCAUCUUCGUUGUCGCCGCGUUCAUCAUUCACGCCUCACAUUCAGAUGAUUGUGAAGACAGUCGUCCACAAGUAUGGCUCGGAUAUGCGACAUCAGAGUGUGAUCUGUCUGAGGAGUAUUGCGACCUGUUUUCAUUAGAUUACGUCUGUAGCGAUGUUUACAAAGAUGGCGAUUCGUGUUUGGAAGAACCUGGCGGGCGUCCUGGCCCACUCCCUCUGUCGGAACUUCAGAAUGUUCUGUGUGCAUCGCCGAGUGGUUCUACUUGGCAAGCAACUCCCGCUACUACAAUAAAUGUUAUAACUUAUAAUAUAUGGGAACUGCGUCUCUUCAUCGGACAACAGAACGGUCAGAUUGAACGCACUUGUCGCAUCCCACAACAUAUAUUUCGAUAUUAUGGCGAUGUUGAUGCAAUAGUUUUCAACGAGGGUCACAUGGGUGGCUGUUUUUCUCAGGACGGCAUCUCUAUGCGCCAGAUAUUAGAGCAAUAUGGUUUUCCGUACUACACCAAAACACUGGGUGUAGGAAAACUCCCGUCAAUGGGAAGGUUCGAGAAUGGAGGUGUAUUUAUAGCUUCCCGGUGGCCAAUUGUCGCAGAACAGGAACACGUGUUCAGGAAUGCCCUACGAUUAACAUCCGAUGCUCUAAACGCCAAGGGUGUCAUGUACGCUAAAAUAGAAAAAUCUGUAAACGAUGAAACGAAGUACUACCAUGUGUUCGGAACCCACAUGCAGUCAACAGAAAACGAAGAUGGCGACGAGAUUCGAGCCCUACAAGCAAAAGAAAUCCAUGCAUUUAUGCUUGAGCAGAAUAUACUGAAAAGCGACCCUGUUAUUUACGCUGGUGAUUUCAACUCUGAUUAUUAUGGUGACAGAUGGGAACAGAUACUGGAGAUAUUACGUGCCCGCAUGCCUCAAAUCACCGGCCCUAUAAAUGUUACCUACGAUUAUCAACAUAAUGACGUCUUCGAUGAAGGGUUGACCACGCCUUCUUUGUGGAUCGAUUAUGUCUUGUAUAGUGAGGACCACCUUAUGCCAUGUAACGCCAGUCAGGAGGCCAUCAAAUUUGUUGACGAGCAACCGUUUUGGGUAUGCAUGGAUGGAAGGAUACUCCAGCCUGGGCAUGCGUACCCAUACCAGUCUUCGUGUAGGAGCUCUAAGAAUAUCACCGACCUUUCAGAUCACUACGCUGUAUUAGGAAGAUUAGACUUCUCAUCUAGUGUAAUGCCGACAUCUGACUCAGGAUUUCCAACGCUGCCAGCUGAAUGCAUUGUUGGUGAUAGACCAAGUGUUUGGUUAGGUCGUGUCACAGCAGAAUGCAACCUUACCCCUGAUUAUUGCCGUAUGUUCGGUAUGGAGUUUAUAUGCUCAUCUGAUUUUGAAGUCUGGGACAGAUGUUAUUCGUUAUCGGGAACUGGACAAAAUGUGUUGUGUGCCAUCCCUGAGGUAGCAGUCACACAACCCACUCCGCUAUUGACCUUCAAGGUCAUGAACUACAAUAUAUGGGGACUGCGUUAUCUGAUUUACCAAACUGGACAAUAUGAACGCACGUGCAGAAUGCUGCCAAAUAUAAUGACACACAACGGGGACGUCGACGUGAUAGUCUUCAAUGAAGCGUUCAUGGGCGGAUGCUUCCACAUGCACGGCGCGUCAUUCCGCGAUAUUCUCAAAUAUUACGGCUUUCGUUAUUUCACUGGCACAGUUGGUGAGAACACUUCGUUGCUGCCACAGCCAGAAAAUGGCGGUGUCUUCAUCGCCUCACGCUGGCCAAUCACAGCGUGGGAAGAAACCAUUUACGAGGACUAUGUCAUAAUAUCUAGUGAUAUGUUAUCGUCUAAAGGUGCCAUGUAUGCCGCGAUUGAGAAAACGGUGGAUGGACAGACGGUGCAAUAUCACGUUCUGGGGACCCAUCUCCAGGCAGGCCAGAGAAGUAACGGCGGAUCGGAAGUACGACUCGCACAAGUUGAACAAAUGCAUGAUUUGAUGCUGUCUCAGGAUAUCCCCCAAAACGAGCCAGUCAUCUAUGCUGGGGACUACAACACAGACAUGUACACAGAACAAGAUGAACUGGUUAAGAUACUGGAAGUAUUAGAGGCAACCGUACCCCCUGUAGUCGGCCCUCUCAAAUACACAAAUGACAAACAGCAUAAUGAUAUCAUAGGUCCCAGUAACGAAACAUCAAAGUGGAUUGACUAUGUCAUGUACAGUUACGCGCACUUAAAUCCAGACGAUUCGAGUAUGCAAGCUUUCAAUUACACCGACGAUCCAUACACGGUGUGCAUGGAUGAAUUUGCGUUAUUCUCCCGCCAUUUAUAUCCCUAUGACGAAAGAUGUGGAGAGAAUAAAACAAUAACAGAUCUCUCUAAUCAUUAUGCUGUUAUCGGAACAUUUUCGUUUUCCCAAACUACCUCUGUUGGCAGACGAAACACAUUCGUGCUUGAUGUGUUUCAAAUAAUGUUGUACAACUGCACGGAUGACAGACCUCAGGUAUGGUUAGGUUAUGCGACAUCUGAGUGUGAUUUAACACCAGACUACUGUGCCAUGUUUGGAUUGGAUUUUGUCUGUCAAGCUGACUACAACGAUGGUGAUGAUUGUUUGUCUGGUCCAGGUUUACCUGGCUCCGAUGACCCGAGAAAUGUGCUAUGCGCGUCACCACACAUGAACAUCUGGGAACCUACCCCAGCAACUACACUCAAUGUCUUGGCAUAUAAUAUUUGGGAAUUACGUUAUCUUUAUUAUCAGAGUGGUCAAAGAGAGCGCACCUGUCGUAUCCCCCAAGAGAUAUUUCGUCACCAUGGCGAUAUUGAUGUCAUAAUCUGGAAUGAGAUUUUCAUGGGUGGAUGCUUCCCCGAUGACGGGAUUUCAAUAGUUCAGAUGUUAAAUCAGUAUGGCUUCAACCACCACACGACGAGAAUAGGCGAGUAUACAAGAGACAUUUCUAAACAGCCAGAAAAUGGCGGCAUCUUCAUUUCUUCUCGGUGGCCUAUCCUUGAAGAAGAAGAGUGGAUCUACAAACAUCGAACGCGUUCAUCACCAGACACACUUUCUUCUAGAGGGGCUGCUUAUGCAAAAAUUCGAAAGAGUGUUGAUGAUGAGACAAUGGACUAUCAUAUCCUUGGUACUCACUUACAAGCACACGAGGGGGAUAAAUAUGCAGAAGCACGUGCCUUACAGGCCAAAGAAAUGCAUUCAUUUAUGGUAAAACAAAAUAUACCCUUGAACGAGCCUGUCAUUUAUGGCGGUGAUCUCAAUACUGAUAUGUACACUUCACCUGACCAAUGGGAUCAGGUCCUACAAAUUCUAGAGGCCGAUAUGCCUCCCACCGUAGGGCCUUUAAACAUCACUGAUGAUAAUCAGAACAAUGAUGUCAUCCAUCUUAAUUCGACAAGCUGGUCUAAGUGGAUUGAUUACGUCAUUUAUAGCAACCAGCAUCUCCUCCCUAACAACGCCAGUCAGCAGUCUAUUAAGUACACAGACAGUGAACCAUUUGAAGUAUGCAUGAGUAGUAUCCCAGUGUUGACGUCUAGACACGUGUAUCCCUACGAAUUACUCUGCAGAGAGUCGUGGCCAAUAACUGACCUGUCAGAUCACUAUGCCGUAUUAGGACGUUUCGAUUUUACAGACCCUGGACAACCAACAUUGAACCCGACACCAUCACCUUUACCAGACGCGUGCUAUGACGAUAGACCAAGUGUAUGGUUGGGUCGAGCCACCCUCGAGUGCGAACUGACUCCUGCGUACUGUGACAUGUUUGGUUUGGAAUACCUUUGUUCUGCGGACUACGAAAUAUGGGACCAUUGCCAUUUCAAAACUGAUACUGGUAAAAACGUGCGAUGUGCUGUACCCCAAUUAAGUAUAUCAUCGUCAACACCAGUUGAUGAAUUCAAGGUAUUAACGUAUAACGUAUGGGAACUGGCGUAUUUGUAUUACCAAAGCGGACAGCGAGAACGAACUUGUAGAAUGCUGACUGAAGUAUUCCGUGAGCACGCUGAUGUCGAUGUGAUUUCGUUCAAUGAAGCAUUUAUUGGAGGCUGCUUUCCAACAAAUGGGGCUUCUUUUCGACAAAUUCUCGAUUCCUAUGGGUUUAAGUAUUUCACAGAUACGGUGGGUGACUUCACCCCUAUUAUCCCGCAGCCAGAAAAUGGUGGAGUCUUUAUUGCCUCGCGGUGGCCGAUUGUAAAAUGGGAAGAAACGGUAUACGAGGAUCGCGUGUUCGCCUCAGAAGAUAUGUUAUCUGCUAAAGGGGCCAUCUAUGCAAAGAUUGAGAAAUCGGUAGACGGUGUGACAGCGAUCUACCACGUGCUAGGUACUCAACUACAGUCCGGGAAGCGAGAUGAUGGCGGCAUCGAAGUAAGACGAAAGCAAGUCCAGCAAAUGCAUAACUUAAUGAUCAAUCAAAGUAUCCCAUUUUCCGAACCAGUAAUUUAUACUGGAGACUUUAGCACUGAUUUGUACGAGAGGGAAGACGAGUUGACAGAUCUUCUGGCUAUUUUAGAAGCAGAGGUUCCGGAUAUACAUGGAGAAAUUAAGUUUACUAUAGACAGAGUGAACAAUGACAUAAACGCCCCUAGCACUGGCACGUCGAAAUGGAAUGACUACGUUUUAUAUAGCUUUGCGCAUCUCAUUCCAACGAAGUCGUCACAAGAAGCUGUGAAGUACACCGACAGUGACGCUUUUCCUGUAUGCAUGGAUGGAACUGAUCUUUUCGCAGGAUAUCGCUUUCCUUAUGAUGACGAAUGUGGUGAAAAUAAAACCAUAACUGAUUUAUCAGAUCAUUACGCUGUUCUUGGAACAUUUCAUUUCACAAAGGAAGAAGUGUCGUCGGCAGUAUUCGGCACAUCGUCGUGGUAUAUCGUGAUGCUCGGUUUUCUCACAUCAUUUAUCCAAUAG
Molecule: messenger RNA, 4911 nt
Organism: Saccoglossus kowalevskii
Lineage: Eukaryota; Metazoa; Hemichordata; Enteropneusta; Harrimaniidae
Cellular component (GO): extracellular region
Molecular function (GO): sphingomyelin phosphodiesterase activity
Source: RefSeq, a predicted model, not a curated record